Anneissia japonica is the source of this 4530-nucleotide messenger RNA. RefSeq names its product protein FAM76A-like. The record is from RefSeq and is a predicted model, not a curated record. The transcript is spliced from 9 exons. Bases 159 to 1130 code for a protein of 323 amino acids. NCBI's taxonomy places the organism in Eukaryota, Metazoa, Echinodermata, Crinoidea, Comatulida, Comatulidae.
CCGGUACCAGUCGCCACUUAGAUAUUAAGAACAAAAAGAAAGUGCAAUUGGGAAUUUUGUUGUUGUUUUGAUCGGCGUAGAAUGUUGGUUAUUUUUAAGGGACAGUUAUAAUUUUCAAGCUAAAUUUUCUUUCCAAUACUAGUUCAUAUAGCCAACAAAUGAAGGGUGAUAUGUCAGCGGUUUCGGAACCGUUAUUUGCGUGUACGAAAUGCAAUAGUAGACACCCGUUCGAAGAAUUGAGUCAAGGCCAACAACUGUGCAAGGAAUGUCGUGGUAACUACCCUGUUGUCAAGUGUACAUAUUGCAGAGCUGAAUUUCAACAGGAAAACAAAAGCAAUACAAACACAAUUUGUCGGAAAUGCUCUGCAAAUGUGAAGACAUAUGGGACACCAAAGCCUUGUGAGUACUGCAAUGUAAUAGCGGCAUUCAUCGGCUCCAAGUGUCAGCGGUGUUCCAACUCUGAGAAGAAAUAUGGCACACCACAUGUGUGUGAACAAUGCAAACAAAAGUGUGCGUUUGAUCGAAGGGAUGAACGCAAGAAGGUUGAUGGAAAAAUUUUAUGCUGGCUUUGUACUUUAUCGUACAAAAGAGUUCUUCAAAAAGCCAAGAAAAGGAAGUUUGAUCUGAUGUCCAGUCACUCAUCCAGGAGCUCCUCCCAUGACAGCAAAGAGCUUAAUGAAGCAAAAGAACCAAGGUCAAAGGUCUCAGAUAAAGACAGAGAAAGGGCAUCCUCAUCUCAUGAGAGUAAGAAAAACAAGAAUGAGCAUUCCAGCAGUAGCUCAACACCCCCUGUGUCAGCACUUCACAAAAUUGUCUUUAAUGCUUCGUCUGAGACUAUGAAAAACGAACCUGGAAAUUCUGACCACGUAGUUGCUAUGACGCAGCUAAGAGAACAGGUGGCAGCCCUUAAAAAGCAAGUACUAGAGAAAGAUCGAUACGCUAUUGAAAAAGAUAAACAGAUUGCUGAGUUAAAGGCAUCAUCUAUGAAUGCGGAAAAGGAUUUGCGAAUGAGGAUAACCCAACUUCAGAAACACCAUUCUGGAACCAUUGAAGAAUUACAACUAAGAAACAGAACAUUGAAUAAGCAACUUCAAAAUUUCCAAGCCAAGAACAAGCAAUCAGUAAGCUAACCUGCCUCCCUGCCAGUGGAAUUAUAAAGCUAUCAACUAAAGAGAUUCGAAAACAUUGCAGCAAAUAACCAACUUAUCUUUUAAAUGAUGUUGUAGGCUUAUUAGUUAAUAAUAAUUGCAUAUAUAUCCCUCCUAUUGCAUAUUCUCAUCAGAUGAGGAGUAGGUGCAGCAGUGGCGCCAGAAAUUUGCAAACAAGGGGUCCGCCAUGUGCCGACAGAGAGGUCCGACAUGUGCCGACAAGGGGUCCGACAUGUGCCGACAGAGAGGUCCGAACCAAGGGGCUGACUAGAGCUCUGGUAGUGUUCACGGCAAGUUUUAUGGCUUAUUAUGGUCCAAAAUGUGCUUUUAGACCACAAUAUUAGGGAUUGGCAAUCAAAAUAACGUUAUUUGGAGAGGUAAAUUUUCUUUUUUAAAAUUUUCCAUCCGACAACCUAGUCAGGGGGGUCUGACAGGGUUAAAAUCCCCUUCCCCCGCUGGCGCCACCGCAGGGUGGGUGUGGGAGGAUAGGACGGUCUCAUCGGAGAAUGAGAUGGUCUCAGAAUGGAAAAGCCUCACAUCUCCAGUUUUGAAUUGGUUUUAAAUGGAUUUAGUUGGAUGUUGCUAUGCUACCUCAGAUUUCCUGAUUUGUUUUUAUGUUUAUGCAUGUUAACAGUGAUGACCAAAUAAUUAAUUUAAAUACAGGACAUCUUGGCAGAUAUUUGUUUACCCACAAACAUUUACCAGUUUAUAUAAAUUGUUAUGAUCAUGAUAUCAUCAUCAUCUUCAUCAUCAUAAUCAUUAUUAUCAUUGAUCUUAUUAGUUCUGUAUUAUAAAAGUUCAAUCUAAUGUGUAAAUUUUGAUUAUUAUUUUGAUUAUUAUUAUUAUUAUCAUCAUCAAUAAUAUUCAAUUAUUAGCUUGGAUUAUCUGUAGGUUAUUAUUAUUAUUAUUAUUAUUAUUAUUAUUAUUAUUAUGACAUCAUGCAAGGAACAACCAGUUUAUCAGUGUGCAUUUGUUGGAAAGUUAUGAUGCUUAACAUUCUUGUACUGUGAAAGUAAAUUUACAGCACUCAUUUCCAAAGAGACCGCUGCUUACAAAACUGAAAAUUUUAACUAAAUUAUGAACGAUUCGCCUAAAGGUGUUAAUACCAGUAGGCUUUAAAUGAUUUUUAAAUUCAAUGGCUGUAUUUGGAAAAUAUAUUUUAAUGGUUUUUGUAAUAAUAUAAUGAAAGAUUUUUCUGAAAAUUUCAAAAUUGUACAUUUUUUAUUCUGAGACAUUAAACAAAAUUUUAAAAUUUGACAAAAAUAUUUAAAGUGACCAAAGUGGUUGAUGGAACAGACAGUGAAUGACCAGUAAAUUGAUAUAAGUGCUUUUAAAAUUGGUAUUUACAAAAGAUUAGUGGAAUAAAAGUGAUCUUGAACCUUACUUAAAAAAAGGUGUAUUUAAAGACAUUAUCUGAUGGCUUGUUUAUGUUUGGUCAGAUAUGACUAUAUUUGUAGGAGCAAGAAUCUUGUACAACUGAACAGUGCUUUUUAUUUUCUAAGUUUUGUAUAUAUUUUGUUUAAUAUAUUCCCUGUAGAUGUUGGCAUAAAUAUAAUUUGAAAUUGGUCAAGUUUAUGUUGAUAGGUUUUGGGUGUUGUGCAGAUUGUUUAUUAAAGUUUUUUCAAUAUUUUUUAUUUGUAAAUUGUAUAUACUGUAUAAGUAUUAUUUGUUGUAUUAAUAUUAUGCAUUGUAGAUGUGUUAGUAUACUGUACUUACAAAUUGACCAUUUCAUUAAAAAAAAUGUGUAAGGAUAUCAUAGUAAAAAUCCCAGUUAAACUAAAAAAAAAAAUAGAUUUUAUGUUAUUUAUUAGCCAAUAAUAUACACUUUCAUAAAAUUGUCUCCAAAUUUGAUAUCGAUUGAAGCGGACUAGUAAAUGUAUAUUUGAUAACAACAUAUUUUGAACAUACAGGAAAAUUAUAUUAAGUUUGGUUAACACUAGUGUGCAUCAAAAAUACAGAAAAUGACUUCAAAUGAGCCAUGUGACUAUUUCAUCAAUACCUCAUUCUCCCGCUUGUGAAAAAGUAAAGCUGCAUUUUGAACUGCGCACAUGCCAGCUCUAGCAGUUUGAAAACACUAGCAGAGUGGUAACACCUGGUUUCCAUAGGAUCGCUACACAGUCACUACAGCUUUAUCACUGCAAUCCUUGCACUGUGUAGCUGUCCCCGAUGCAAUCGGCAACACUUUCUGAUUUAACUGACCAAUCAGGAGUCGGCAAUAGUGUGUAGCGAUUUUUAUGGAAACCAGACUUUACUGUAUUCUGCUAAUUUAAAAUGUUUCAUAUUGAAAAUCAACUGUGGUUACAGUGGUGUAACAUUGCCAAAGUUUACACUGGUGUAACGUCUACGUAACAUGUCUAAUUUGCUCUAGUGGGAACCAAACUUGCAUAUGAUUUUGAUUCAUACUGUUGUACUUGUAGUGACAGUCUUAGUGACAGUUAGUAAAACUUGCCAACAUAGUUUGAAUGUAUUAAAUAUAUUCAUAAAAACAGACCUUAUGGAAAUAAACUCCUGUUUGAAUAAACAUCAAGAUCUAUGGUGGAAUAGGCAAAUUUAUGUUCAGGAGAAGUUGUUUAUAAAAGGUGGAAAAGAGUGUCAGAAAAUAUGUGAUUUAAGCAAAAAAUAAAUCGUUUUAAAAAAUGUCAAAGAAUAAUAAUAAUAAUAAGGAAAAGUUGAGUAUAGAAACUUAUUGAUAAGCAGGAGUUGGUAUUGGUAUUUCCAUAUUUAAUGAUGGAAAAAGUAAACAAUUGGAAGAAGUUCAUGCUUGGUAGCAUUACAUGGUGGAUCCAGUUAUGGCAAGUGGAGUGGGCAAUCCAUAGAAGUGAAUUCAUGGGGUGGAUUCAGUUUAUUUGGAGGAUUUAAUGAUAGGUGGAUGCAAUUAUGGAAUAAGUUGAUGAUGGGGAGAAAUCAACAAAGGUACCUACACACUUGAUGGAGUGACAGUAAUAAUACUAGGCAGUUGAUAAUCAACAAAGGUACCUACACACUCGACGGAGUGACAGUAAUAAUACUAGGCAGUUGAUAAUCAACAAAGGUACCUACACACUUGAUGGAGUGACAGUAAUAAUACUAGGCAGUUGAUAAUCAUGUGGGAGGAACCAAUUUUAUCUUUUAAAAGUUUUAUUAACAUCAUUGCUAACAUAUAAUUACUGAUUAGAAUCUUAUUCUUAGUGAUUUUUAUUUUCCAGCUAUAGUCGAAAUUUAAAUCUUGUACUGUAUAUAACCAAAACUGACAGCCAUUUUAUCUCGCCUGGCCCCCAAUUAAUAAUGUAUAGUACAAGGCCAGUGUAAAGACUCCAUAGAAGCUUCAAUGAUUAAUUGUAUACAUAUUUGUAAGAUGUUUGGAACGCAUGUACUGAAUAAACUAACAAACUGUUGUAUAAUA